Messenger RNA from Protopolystoma xenopodis, 306 nucleotides. Lineage: Eukaryota; Metazoa; Platyhelminthes; Monogenea; Polystomatidea; Polystomatidae. The record is from the annotation of a GenBank genome assembly.
AUGCUGACAAAUCAACCUGGCUUGGAGGGUGGAGGAGGCAGGUCGCUGGGGCAAUGUGAUUUAUUCCCAUGCCGGCCCCAGAGAGCUGAUGAUUGCAAGGACGUCCCACCUGUAAAGUCGGCCAGUCGGAGAAUGCAACGUUGGGACGAGGAAAGACUAGCCAAAGAAGAGGUAAACAGGCGGACCGACCUUGGGGUCAGACAGCAUGACCAGUCGUCAGGGUAUCAAAGUGACCCGGCGCCCCAACGCUCGAGGGGGCUGGAGGGAGUGUCGGAAGUGGGCGGUGGCCGGCCGGGAACCGGAUGA